Pseudophryne corroboree (corroboree frog) is the source of this 744-nucleotide messenger RNA. RefSeq names its product cocaine- and amphetamine-regulated transcript protein-like. The transcript has 3 exons. The record is from RefSeq and is a predicted model, not a curated record. Gene Ontology annotation, biological process: positive regulation of MAPK cascade; G protein-coupled receptor signaling pathway; adult feeding behavior. NCBI's taxonomy places the organism in Eukaryota, Metazoa, Chordata, Amphibia, Anura, Myobatrachidae. Bases 199 to 549 code for a protein of 116 amino acids. Gene Ontology annotation, molecular function: neuropeptide hormone activity.
AUAAGAAGCUCAAUGAAUUCUACUUCAUCCCCCACAUGUACCUCACUGGCGUCACCAUGGGAGGAGUUCAUCACAUAAAAUAACACUUACAUCCCAGUGGAAGAGAUAAAUAGCGAGCUGUGCAGUGCUCAGUCAGACAACAAGGUUACUAUCCCCACUGAUCAUUGGCAUCCAGGUGCCAGACUGGGAUUCAGCACCAUGGGCAGCUCCCGGUUACGCCUCCUCACCCUGGGCAGCUGCUUGCUGCUCAUCCUCAUCAGCUCAGUCAGAGGACAGGAGGACAGCUCGGAACUCGAGACCAGAGCACUCCGGGACUUUUACCCCAAAGACAUUGUUCCCUCCAGUGAGAAGGAGUUGCUCGGUGCUCUGCAGGAAGUCUUGGAGAAGUUACAGAGUAAACGUGUACCAGUCUGGGAAAAGAAAUUCGGACAAGUUCCUGUGUGUGAUGUAGGAGAACAGUGUGCAGUCAGAAAGGCUUCCAGGAUUGGGAAACUAUGCAACUGCCCUAGAGGCUCCGUGUGCAACUUCUUCCUUCUAAAAUGUUUAUAAAACAAAACCAAGGAACUACAGGAGCGACAGGGCUGAGCACUGACACAACAUCUGGAGAAAGGACUUGGGUGACAAUGAUUUUUACGCUAGUAAAAUGAUGUACAGCAUCUGUUCUGUAUGUUGUUCUGGACUGUCAGUCUUCCUGUUUGUGCACUGGUUAAGAUAAAGAAAUAAAGACAUGCUCUCUUUUGGAAA